CACAGUUGUUGUGUGCUUCACGCUCCUAGCCCAUGAGCCACCCUUUGUGAACACCUUGGCAUACCUUCGAGCAGCCGCUCAUUAUAUCCGCAGCUGGAGUAUCCGUUUUGCUGCUCAAACGACAGUGCGACCGGCGUGAUACUGGCGUAAAAAGGUGUCUCCAAGCUCGUGAUCCAAUUGCAGCAGUGCUGCUGAAGAAGAUGCCUUUCCUGAGCGCGCCGCUCAGAUGGCCUGAAGCACUCACGCAUCACUGGGACAACCCCCUUUUCGACCUCAUAGAGAGGUAUCGGGAUGAAAUCCCAAGCGAACAUCUGCGCUCCCUUCCAGCACCAGUGCUACUGAUCCUCCCAGUGCUCUUCGCGAUCCUUCUGGCGGCCGUUUUGAGUGCCGCCUUCCGCCCAACGUCAUAUAAGGUUCGCAUCGCCGUUGAGGCACGGAAAGGUCGCAAGGAGAAACGCACGACCGGUGCGCGGACUGUCCUUUUACUCGGAUCGACUGAGUCAGGAAAGACCAGCAUCUUUAGCGCAUUUGUGUAUGGCUCCGUGCCCAAGACGCACACGUCACAGCAUGAAAGCGAAGGUCACACCAUCCUUGGUCCGCCCCCGCCACUCGACGGCGAGAAAGGGACUUUGGCCGCGCCUCCUUCGCAGAGCGUUCCAAUUCAUCUCAUCGACCUGCCUGGUCACCCUCGUCUACGUGUUCGCGCAAACGAAUUUUUACCUGCUGCGGAUGCUAUCGUCUACUGCGUCGAUGCGACGCUCGCAGCAAGAGCAGCAACAGCUUCCGCGUCGCAAGCGGCAGUAGAGGGCCUCUCGGAUGCGAUUGACUUUUUUCACGCAACGUUAUGUGCGCUCGCCGCCCAUCGGCUGAAGAGCACGGCGAGCAAAAGUGCCCCGCCCUCCUUGCAAAUUCUCUUCACACGAUCCGACCUCUCGCCGUUGCUGGCUGGUGCAACCUCGACAGAUGCCGCACAGCUCGCAAAGCGCAAAGCGCAGCUCCUGCAACGUGCGAAAGCCGGAUUCGAAGCGGAGCUCGCCCGGCGCCGUGCAGCACUACAGAUCGGCAGACGCGGUGCAGGCGGUGCACCGCGCGUGACCAAGAUCGGCGGCAUUGGCGAGGUGCAAGGCGAUGGUAGCGUCGGUUCCAGCGGGGCGGGCGGCCUGCUUGCGAGGCUGAUGGCGCUGCUCGGCCUCCGCUCCGGGGUAUCUUCGAGGGGAGAAAAGAGCGGGCUCGGAGAUGACGAAGAGCACGAGGAAGAGGAGUUUGAUUAUGUCGAUUGGGCGAUGCUGCAGCGGCAGAGCCAAGGGAGCACGUCCCUAAGCGCAGUGGGCAGCUUCAGCCUGGACAAGCUCGACGAGGAGGUGGUUGAAGGCGGCAAAGCGCAGUGGGGCCUCAAUAGUCUGGGCAAGGAACGUGAUUGGCUUGGAGGCAGCGGCAUGAUCAAGGAAGGCAAGGAUGACCGCGACCUGCGCGCGUUCCUUACCAGCUUGUAAAAUCAAAGAAAGGCGCCCAAGCCAUGCAGCAUUUAUUGAAGAGUCAU
Molecule: messenger RNA, 1540 nt
Organism: Tilletiaria anomala UBC 951
Lineage: Eukaryota; Fungi; Basidiomycota; Exobasidiomycetes; Georgefischeriales; Tilletiariaceae
Exons: 2
Coding region: 201-1493 (430 amino acids)
Source: RefSeq, a predicted model, not a curated record